AUGUCUGAAAUAAAAUCUAUGAGUACCAGAGAAAAAAUAGGUACAACAACUAGAAGACUGAUAAAAUAUUUAUAUGAAAAUCGCAAUCAAGUUUUUAAACUGGAUAAAAUAUUCGAUGAUGUGCAAUCUUUUAUCUCUGAUCAGAAGAAAUUGAUAGAUCUUGUAUUCAUUUUAGAUGGGAUAGGAAUUUUGACAAGGAUAUCUAAAAAAAAAUUUGUUUUUACAGGCCUGAAGGGUAUGUGUAACAGAAUAAAUGAAUACAUAAAAAGGAAGAUACAAAAAGCAUCAAAUUAAAGAGAAGUUUAGAUGUUUUGCGAUGAAAUUUAAGUUAAUGGAAAGAAGAUUUCAAUAAAAUCAAGCAUAACACAAGGUUAGCUCUUCUAGGAUGUUUUAUGCAAUCUCACACUUCAGCCUAAUAAAUUAUUGCAACGUUCUCAGUUUGAAUAAAUCAUGGAAAGCUAUAGAGAAAUUCAAUCUAAAUCUCUCACUAACGAUCUCAAUAAUAUACUUAUGACUUUAUGUUUAGGAGAGAGAAAUGAAACAACAGAAACUAUCCAAUAUACUGGUCCUGAAAUAUUGAAUUACAAAAAAAUAACUUUGGAUACUUUGAAAAAUGUGAAUCCAAAUUCUUUGAAAACAGUCAUAUUAGACUCACAGAAGAAGGAUAAUAUUUACUUUUCUUACUUAAUUAAAGAAGUUGAUGAAAAAAGAGGUAAAAAAAACACCUUAUAGUCUGGUCUUUUUAAAGAAUUAGCUUUGGAAUAAGGGGAAAUAGAUAAAAUUAAUAGGAUUGUUGCUUAGUCCAUGCUGAGCACCAAUGGCUCGUAUUUUUCUUAAGCAGCUACAUCUUAAUAAGCUGUAAAUUAAGCAGCUCAGAAUUAACAAAAGUAGGAAGUGUAAAUUGAAAUUACAAAUACAAAAUAAGAGACAGAACAGGUUUAAAAUAAUAAUGACAAUGAUUAAACUGCAGAAAACUAAAGUGAAUUAAAUGAUAAAGACAUAGAAGAAAAUGAUAAAAAUAUGAAUUAAAAUGAAGAUACAAUAGAUAUAACUGAUGUUCCAAAAGCUCAUAUCUCUUAUUUUCCUAAAGUUGCAUUUGCUUUGCUCAAAGGAAGGACCUGGCAAUUUUAUAUUUAAAAAUUGCAAAUUAUAAUAGGAAGAUCUUUAAUUAACUUACCUCAAAAAAAAAUGAAUUGGCACAUUGAUUUAGAAGUUGGAGCUUCUAAAAAAGUUUCACGCUAACAUGCUGUUAUUUUAUAUAAUUUCGAAUAAAAGAGAUUUGAAAUAAAAUGCUUGUCUAAAAAAUUCCACAUAAAAGUUGAUAACAAUUUGUACUCUAUAAAAGAUGAUCCAGUUCCAUUAAAAAAUAAAUCUUUGAUAACAGUUGGAAAUGAGCACUUCUACUUUUUCUUACCCAAGAAUUUAACUGAUGAGAUAUAAAAAAAACACGAAAAGAUACUUCCAGAUGAGAUGAAUGCAGAAAGAGGUAGAAGAGAAGAAGACGAAGACUAAACACGUAAUAGAGAGGAAGGAGAUGAAGAAGAUGAUGAUGAAAUGGAAGGGGAUGGAGAAGAAGAUGAUCGUAGAUAUAGAUAAAGAAGAAACAUGAGCAUGGAUGGAGAAGAAGAGGAUGAUGAAGGAGAAUCGUUAAGUGAAAUAGAAAAUAAAUCUACAAAUCGUAAAAAACUUAAGAGAAAUCAAGAUGAUUAUGACAAUAAUGAGGAUUAUGAUUAUUACUAAAAUCGUGAACCAAAUUCUGAAGAAGAUGGAAAUAACGACUUUCUUAAUGAAGAGGAAAAAGAAUUCUUAAAAAAAACAAAUCAAAAUGUAAAUAAUAACGAAGAAGAAGAGGAUGAUGAACAAGAAAUUGAGGAUGACGAUGACGACGAUGAUGGUGAUAAUGAUGAUGAUGAUGAAGGGGAUGAAGAAGUGGACGAUGAAGAUGAAGAAGUAGAAAAUGAAGAUGAAGAGGAAGAAGAAGAAAUGGAACAAAGCGAAGAUGAAUGA
This is a messenger RNA of Tetrahymena thermophila SB210, 2007 nucleotides long. RefSeq names its product FHA domain protein. The transcript has 11 exons. Gene Ontology annotation, molecular function: sequence-specific DNA binding; protein binding. Gene Ontology annotation, biological process: regulation of ribosomal protein gene transcription by RNA polymerase II. NCBI's taxonomy places the organism in Eukaryota, Ciliophora, Oligohymenophorea, Hymenostomatida, Tetrahymenidae. Gene Ontology annotation, cellular component: nucleus. The record is from RefSeq and is a predicted model, not a curated record.